AUGGCUAUCCAGUACGCCGCCGUUACCCCCCCCCCUCUGCCGAAAUGCGCGGCCACUGAUAUCAGGCCUCGCAGAUACCUGAUUCUCCUAUCCCGCCAGGGCAAGGUGCGCCUCGCCAAGUGGUUCACCACCCUUUCGCCCAAGGACAAGGCCAAGAUCGUCAAGGACGUUUCACAGCUGGUCCUCGCCCGCCGAACACGCAUGUGCAACUUUAUCGAGUACAAAGACACCAAAAUCGUCUACCGUCGAUACGCCUCGCUCUUCUUCAUCGCCGGCUGCGCUUCCGAGGACAACGAGCUCAUCACGCUCGAGAUCAUUCACCGAUACGUCGAGCAGAUGGACAAGUACUACGGCAAUGUGUGUGAACUCGACAUCAUCUUCUCCUUCACAAAGGCCUACUACAUGCUCGACGAGCUCCUGCUGGCCGGCGAGCUGCAGGAGAGCAGCAAGAAGAAUGUGCUACGCUGCAUAGGGCAACAAGACUCGCUCGAAGAUAUGGAGGUCGAGGACGAGGUGACGAAGCUCAUGUAA
Geosmithia morbida is the source of this 531-nucleotide messenger RNA. Its product is annotated as AP-1 complex subunit sigma 1/2. Gene Ontology annotation, biological process: vesicle-mediated transport; protein transport. Gene Ontology annotation, molecular function: clathrin-cargo adaptor activity. Bases 1 to 531 code for a protein of 176 amino acids. The record is from RefSeq and is a predicted model, not a curated record. NCBI's taxonomy places the organism in Eukaryota, Fungi, Ascomycota, Sordariomycetes, Hypocreales, Bionectriaceae. Gene Ontology annotation, cellular component: intracellular membrane-bounded organelle; AP-1 adaptor complex. The transcript has 4 exons.